GGAGGGGAUUUUACAAAACAUGUCUUCAUGCAUCUACCCCAAAAAACCACCCUCUGGAUGGGGGUUCAGCUGGCAGGUCAAAGCCAGUGCCCUCCCCUCCUCGCUCCCAGCGCUCGGCUGUGGAAUUUGUGCCGUGGGAGCGGUGCCGCCAAAACCGCCGGCCGCAGCCGGGAUAUUUGAACUGCGGUGAUGCCGCCAGCCUUAGACUUCAGUCCGCAUUUGUGCCUAGCACAGAAGUCACAAAAAUGUGCACGGCAGCGUGAAAAAAAAGGAAAAUAUCUCUGCUCAGCAGUGCAAAUCUCUGUGAGCAGCACAGAGCGCAGGAGGAUUUUACCACCUUCUCUCUCUCUUCUUUUUUUUUUUUUUUUUUUUACAUAACCUGAAAUAAAAUAAUCCUAUCUUCCUUUUAGUUGCCAAAAAAGACAUUCUGUUCUUGGCUAAGACUUCUUACUCAUCUAUUUUACUGAAAACAGCUUUUGGAACAAGUACAUAAUGCAAUGGAUCAAACCCGCAGGAAUUCCUCUCUGGCACCAGAACUCCCACUAUCCUGGGAAUACUUUCUAACAAAUAUUUAGCCCAGAUGUGCAUUCCUUUCUUCCUCUCUCUCUCUCCCUCCUUUUUUUUUUUUCAAGCAUUAAAGUUUUUGUGUUUUUUUUUGGGGGGGGGGUCUAAUGAGGGGGGAAGGGAAGCGAAUCUGCUAAGUCCCAUUUCUGGCGCCCAGCGAGUUGCAGGGUAAAGCCCUAAUACGCAGGAAUGCGAAGAAUUAAUGUUUUAACUAUCCUCCUCUUGGACAACGUAUCAACAGUAAAUAUUUCGAGUCAUUUAGAUUUAAGAAGGCUUGGCAUUUGUUUAGCCCAGCGAGCAGGAAGGCAACCAAAACCACUAUCAGCGGCCACUCGGGCUGGUUCUAAGAGGCUGCACAAAGAGAUACCGCGGAUAAGAAGGUUCGGCGCCCGAUUUUGGGGCCCUAUCUGCACUUUUUACGGGGCAGCGCACGCAGCCAUGCAAGGCAGGCGAAGGAAAACUCUCCCAGUGUACCCUUGCUUGCGCUGCUGCUCCUUGAAGCAGCUUCUAGGGUAUCGUGGCAAUAUUUGCAAUUUCUUCUUUUCCAACCAGGGAAUAUCCCAAAGGGUGGAAGGAUCCCAACUCUGCGCGCAAGCUGAAAGCAGACUCUUCCUCCACAAAGCAACUUGUGUUAACAAAAAAAAAAAAAAAGCAAACAACCAGUGCAAUGCACUAAAAGCACAUAUUUUCAGAGCCAACCUCCUGGCUCUAGGAGCACCAGCAUCCUCCCGCUGCCCGGGCAGCCGGGUGGGCUCAUCCCGGAGCAUGGGGUCAAGGUCGCAGCCCAGCCCCAGCUGCGUGCCUCAAGCCAGGAUAAAUAUUGGUUUAAAACCCACUUCAGCCAGGUACGACUCACGCAGUGAACCCCGGGGGAGUCUUUUGCCCCCCUUUUCCAGGUGUUCAUUUGCACGCAGGUCGGGUGACCUUGGCGUGAGCAUUGCGAAAAACUGGUGCGGCGCUGAGCCUUGUGCUGAGUCCCCCCAAAUCCUUGCCGGCUCACGGCAGCAGGGAGCCUGGCAAUGCCUGCAGGCAACUUCGUCACCCCCGUGCUAUCGGCACCGACUCACUGCCCGUCCAUUUAACUAUUUUAAUUCCUGCCAUAUUUACCUCUGUGGGUUCCCAGCCACCGCUGGGGCAGCCUCCCUGUGAGGUCGCUUCCCAGUUUCGGGGCCAGCAGCGGUGCCGUCUGGUUCAGCCCAGCUGAUUUUCCCCCCUCCAAGGCCGGGUCUAAGGUUUCAUAACCUUCCCCCCGGUUAAAAAUAACCUCCCCUGCUGCCGCACGACCCAGGCGCGGAGGCACGGAUCAGCUCGCGGUGCCACAAGUGCGCUCUCCUGCGGGGCUGGGCGAAACGCCUUCCCCGGGAAGCAGGGCAAAAGAGCUCGCUCCUGCCAAUAUUUUGGGAAGCUCGCAAAGAAAAAGCUCCGCGGGGUUUGCCACCAAGCCCUUCUUUCCCCCUGACAGCCCGAAAGGUACACGCCGUGCGUUACCUUGCCGGCCGUACAUACGCCCCCGUUUCCUGCGCUGAAUUAUUAAAGGCUCACUGGGAGCUGCGGAAGAAACGCUCCGGCACGAAAGCGAAGCACGGAAAGGAAAUAAUAAAAAGAAAAAAAUAUAUAUAAAAAAAAAUGAAAAAAUAAUAAUAAUUAGCUGUGGGACAGGGCUUCUCCCUGCACGCCAGCCCCAUCCCACGGCGACGCUGGGCACGGCGGAGGUGACAAGCGCUCGGGGAAGCCAGAAAAGAGGAAUAAAUCGACGUUUGGAAACUCGAGCGGGUUUAUUCGCUGCUCUUGUUCCUUAUUUCCCCCCCCCCAAGGUGCGGUGUGAGAGCCCCCCCGGGUCGGUUGUGAAGGAGACCCGGGGGGGGGCGCCCCGUCCGUCGGUCGGGCGGUCGGUCGGGCGGUCGGAGCGCCGGUAGGUGUUGCUGUAGCGACGGGAAAACAUCCCCGAGCCGGGGAGUUUGGGGAAGAGGGAGCCUGCCGGGCUCCCCCCCCCCCCCCCCCCCCCCCCCGCGUUUUAUUUCACCACCACCGCACCGGAGGCGCAGCGUUUCUUUGCGAGCUGACGGGGGGCGCGAUAUCCCCCCCCCCAAAAAAAAAAAAAAUUUUUUUUUUUUUUUUAAGGGGGGCACAGCAGGGUCUCCCCAAGACUCUCCCCUUUCCCCCUCUUAGCCAAGAGGUCCGGGGAGCUCCGCGAUGUGUCCCGGUUGUGUCCCCGAUGCGCGUCCCCCCCCAGCUCCCUUCACCCCCAGCCCGGCUGGGAAGGAAGGGGGGCGGGGGGGGGGGAGCAGUCAGCCAGACCCCGAUCCCCAAAACCCCCCA
This is a messenger RNA of Cygnus olor (mute swan), 2883 nucleotides long. RefSeq lists its product as uncharacterized. Lineage: Eukaryota; Metazoa; Chordata; Aves; Anseriformes; Anatidae. The record is from RefSeq and is a predicted model, not a curated record. The transcript has 2 exons. Bases 754 to 1713 code for a protein of 319 amino acids.